Aspergillus homomorphus CBS 101889 is the source of this 696-nucleotide messenger RNA. RefSeq lists its product as uncharacterized. Gene Ontology annotation, cellular component: cytoplasm. The transcript has 2 exons. Lineage: Eukaryota; Fungi; Ascomycota; Eurotiomycetes; Eurotiales; Aspergillaceae. Bases 1 to 696 code for a protein of 231 amino acids. The record is from RefSeq and is a predicted model, not a curated record.
AUGAACCUGCUCAAUACGGAAGUUGAGAUGGGAAACCUCAACCCCUAUCAGCAGUUUCUGUCUUCUACUCCAAGCACGCGGACUCUGAACCGUCAGCGAUCGACUUCUUUUCCAUCGGUCCACUAUUCGGGCACUCCAGAACACCAGCCUGUCGAGCAACGGCGUAGAAAAGCGAGCCCCAGUCACCACCAUCGCUCACAACGCCAUGCUCGUACCCAGUCUCACCAACCGCGGUUCUCCCGUCACUCGCAGUUGGUGAACCCGGAUGUGAUCGAUCGGCUGGACGACGCCGGGGUGUAUCAGUACCACCAUGAAGGGCCGUACGAUGCUGUCUAUCCCGAGAGAAAUGUGAUUGACAAGCUGAGCCCGGUGGCAGCCCUGCGCGAGUCCAACGCUGAGGCCCUGAAAGCUACCCCACGCGACAAAGUCAUCGACUGCAUUGACAGUCAUCGCCCCCUCGACGGUGUGGCUUAUUACCCCCCAGGUCACACGGACCCCGAGGGCCAUACAUACGAAUACGAGGAGGGAAACAACAUGAUGAAUGACUACGGGAACUUUAUGCGUUGUCCCGGCAUGAAAUUCAAGGACGAGGAUUUCAAAAACGACCCUUUCUACAACACGCCUCAUCCAAACCCACUUGCCAGUCUGCGGAAAAAAUUCAGUCUUCGUCGUCGUAACCGUCGCGGAACGACCUAA